UGCUUGGCUUGCAAGAUGUGGGGGAUAUCUCCGAUUGCGAAAGUUUCGGCGCCCGAGCACGAGACACGACGUCUCACAUGGGGAAAAGACUCAUUGUGACGAAUAAUGGUUUGCUUGGAACAGCUCCGCGGGAGGCGAGAAAGGGAGACUUGGUCUGCGUACUUCUUGGUUGCGGCAUCCCGUUAGUAUUGCGGUCAGUUAAUCAAGAAAAGGGCACAUUUGAGCUUGUGGGAGAGUGCUAUAUCGACGGGUAUAUGAGAGGCGAAGUCUUGGUUGAUUUGUUAUACGGAGGAUACAAGAUGAAAGAUAUCCUCCUUAUAUAGAAUAUAUAAGAAAUAUU
Messenger RNA from Hyaloscypha bicolor E, 340 nucleotides. RefSeq lists its product as uncharacterized. The record is from RefSeq and is a predicted model, not a curated record. NCBI's taxonomy places the organism in Eukaryota, Fungi, Ascomycota, Leotiomycetes, Helotiales, Hyaloscyphaceae. The transcript has a single exon. The coding region runs from base 78 to 323 and encodes 81 amino acids.